Molecule: messenger RNA, 1887 nt
Organism: Verticillium dahliae VdLs.17
Lineage: Eukaryota; Fungi; Ascomycota; Sordariomycetes; Glomerellales; Plectosphaerellaceae
Product: Zn(II)2Cys6 transcription factor
Exons: 4
Coding region: 1-1887 (628 amino acids)
Biological process (GO): regulation of DNA-templated transcription; DNA-templated transcription
Cellular component (GO): nucleus
Molecular function (GO): DNA binding; zinc ion binding; DNA-binding transcription factor activity, RNA polymerase II-specific
Source: RefSeq, a predicted model, not a curated record
AUGAACGGUCAGCCGCAACAGCAGCAGCAGCUGGCUGCUGUGAACGUGUACCCAUCACCAGCCUCGACUUUUGGCGGACAGCCGCAGGCGUCGCCACACCAGCAGCAGCAGCAGCAGCAGCAGCAGCAGCACCGCGCGACCGAGCUGAAGCGCGAGCAAGAGGCCGUUCCUGCGUAUGGCCAUGAGUCUCUCGUCGCCAGCCCGGAGGACCAGGCGAGCCCUGACGGACCGGCGAAAAAGAAGCAGAAGCGAAAUAAGCCUACGCUGAGCUGUCGCGAAUGUGUUGACAGAAAGACAAAGUGCGAUAGAGGCCGGCCCCAUUGUCUAGCCUGCAUCAAGCGACAGACCGAGUGCAAAUAUGAUGCUGUUGCGGAUCUCCUCGAAGAAACAACGCGCACUGCCGCCAAUGGGCGCCGCAUGACGAAGCCUCCUAAAAAACGAGGCUCAGACAGUAGCCCUUCUGUCAUUCCGAAUGUCGCCGAUCGCGGCGCCAUUGAUGGUCGCAGUUUUGCCUCCCGCGGCCUCACCAACUCAAGCACGCUCCUCUCCAAUGUGCCCUACUCCCUACCAACGGCGAGCAACGUUUUUGGCAUCGGGUCUGAGCACCCUUUUGCCAACUACUGGACAUUCGAAGGCGGUUUGCCAGAAGUCAUUGGUGUGCUACCAGACAAGUUUCAAGCAGAUAUUCUGCUGACCAAAUAUUUUGACGUUGUCGAUCCCGUCUACCCCAUGAUCCACCGCCAGACCUUCUACGCAGACUAUGAGCACUUCUGGAGCCUGCCCUUAGAAGAGCGAAACCAGUCAGACCCUGCCUUCAUCGGCCUCAUCUUCACCAUGCUCGCCCUCGGCACACAAUUUGUGGAGUCACCCAACACAAGCAAAGAGGCUGCCAAACAAACGGCCGAGUUCUACGCCUCUGCCAGCAAUCAGGCGCUGCGCAUCUUCUCCUACCUCAGCACUGCAUCUAUGCGGUCUGUCCAGGCCAUGGUUCUCGUCACAUAUUUUCUCAUUAAUGAUAAUCAUGCGUCCGACGGAUGGGCGUUCUCUGGCAUCCUGGUGCGCCAGGCGUACGCCAUGGGUCUUCAUCGCGAUCCCAACAUUGUCACCCCUCAUGCCUCUCUGUUUGAGAAACAACAGCGUCGUAAGCUGUGGCAGGCUGUCCUCCUUCAGGACACUUUCCUCACUGUUCUCCUGUCCUUACCUCCUUCGGCGACUCACACCGACGUCUCCGUCGAGGAUCUUUCCGACGACGGCUCCGCCAUCGCCAACAGUGAUCCCACCGAUAUUGCCUACAUUCGCGGCUCGUGGACGCUGGCAAACCUCGUCCAGGAAACAAUAUGCUCGCCACGCUCCCUCGACCUCCCCAUCUGCGCUACCGCCCGCCACAAGUCCAAGCUCAUCGCCGACUUUCGUGCCGUGUACCGCUCUUUCCCCGACGUGUUCCGAAGCUGGGACGGCGACUCGCUCUCGGCCCUUGCGCGCACGAACCGUCGCGUGGUGCGCCAGACCCUCUUUCUGACGAGCAACUACCACCACAACCUGAUGCUCGUCCACGCGUCGGAAAGCGCCGACGUGCCGGCCAACGUGCGCGGGACGCUCGAGGCGGCGCACGACGCCAUCGGCAGCUUCUUCCUCCUGUUCUCGCUGUUUGAGCUCGAGGCGAGGGUGUGGUGGGUCUUCAACCACAGGGCGUUCUUGGAGGCGCUGUGCAUCGGCAGCGUCAUUCGAGAGGCGGCGAAGCAGCCGGGCGGUACGGAGCUCGUGGUGCGAGACCCGCUGUUUGUGAGGGCGAGAGCAGAUAUCCAGAUUAUGAAGAUUAUGGGGGAUGGCGAGCAGGGGUCUGAUGUUGCCAGGACGAGGGUGGUCGUGUUGGAGGAGUUCUUGUAA